AUGGCGCGAACCGUGGUCGAUCUCUUACAAAAGGAACCUAACUUACGCGGUCCAUGGCGAGAAGGAAAGAUCAGCAAGGAAGAAUUAAGGCAUAAGGACCUUGAAAUUCGCGUCGUCCUGGGAGUCCAGACCUGGGGCUAUGAGAGCGACAAGGUAGGGACGGAUGAACUUACAAAAUGCAGGGGUUUGAUAACGUCUUUCGCGGCUGGGUCUACUUUACCUGCAACGAUCUUGCCCGGAACAGAGCACGGGCAGACGAUCUCUGUGCAUCGCUGCAAGAUCAAACCACGUGAGACAAUGCUCCAACCUCCAAAAGCUCGAAUAAUCUCUGGUCUGGUCUCGGAGCUCGCACCCUCCAGAGUUAAGCCCCUCGGAGAUGCCUGGUUCUUGGAGGCGCACGCAGGCUGCCGAUAA
Histoplasma capsulatum G186AR is the source of this 414-nucleotide messenger RNA. RefSeq lists its product as uncharacterized. Bases 1 to 414 code for a protein of 137 amino acids. The transcript has 4 exons. The record is from RefSeq and is a predicted model, not a curated record. NCBI's taxonomy places the organism in Eukaryota, Fungi, Ascomycota, Eurotiomycetes, Onygenales, Ajellomycetaceae.